This is a messenger RNA of Notothenia coriiceps (black rockcod), 1826 nucleotides long. Its product is annotated as ephrin type-A receptor 6-like. NCBI's taxonomy places the organism in Eukaryota, Metazoa, Chordata, Actinopteri, Perciformes, Nototheniidae. Bases 429 to 1826 code for a protein of 465 amino acids. Gene Ontology annotation, biological process: ephrin receptor signaling pathway; axon guidance; protein phosphorylation. Gene Ontology annotation, molecular function: protein binding; transmembrane-ephrin receptor activity; ATP binding. Gene Ontology annotation, cellular component: dendrite; plasma membrane. The transcript is spliced from 9 exons. The record is from RefSeq and is a predicted model, not a curated record.
UGAAAGUGAAGCGGGAAGUCCGGGAUUUUCCCUUUUCUCUCUCGAUAAUAGGGGUACCAAUAUUAACUGUCAAACUAAUUGACUUAAACACUACUACUUUGGGACACUUUGGGGAUACUCUGCACCCUGCGAACUGUCCUUGUUUGAGUUUAAGACACGGACACUACUCCACUUAUUUUUGUUAGUUGUUAAACUCGCUACAGCUAAAGCAAUCGGGCUCUUUGCGCUCAAUGGCUGGCCGUUUAUAUCGUCUGGGAUGGCUGAGAAAUGAAUAAGAACUCCUAUGGAUCUGAGAGUGACCUUCUGAGUGUGCGUACGGGGACGAUUUCAGUAGCCUCUUACAUGAAACCCCAUAUUUCCCUUUUGGGGAUCUAUUUAGGAGUCUGUGCAGCGUUUUAGUUCCGAGCGCACUUGUGUCUGACUCAACGAUGUGCUCCGGGGGGAAAUACUGUGUGCUUUUGUUUCUGUUCAGAAGUAUUCUGUCGGACCCGGGAACCACAAACCAGGUGGUUCUGUUGGACACUACAACAGUGCUAGGCGAACUGGACUGGAAUACAUAUCCUGUCAAUGGGUGGGACGCCAUCACAGAGAUGGAUGAGCAGAACAGACCGAUUCACACCUUCCAGGUCUGCCACGUAAUGGAGCCAAACCAGAACAACUGGCUGCGGUCGGGAUGGAUCCAGAGGCAGGCUGCACAGAGGGUGUAUGUGGAGCUGCGUUUCACCCUGAGAGACUGUAACUCCAUCCCUUGGGUGUCUGGCACCUGUAAGGAAACCUUCAACCUGUUCUACCUGCAGACAGAAGAGCAGCUCUCUGGAGGGACUCGCUUCAGGCCUACUGAUUAUGCCAAGGUGGACACUAUAGCGGCAGAUGAGAGCUUUACACAGACGGAUCUUGGCGAUCGUGUUCUUCGCCUCAACACUGAGGUCAGGGAGGUGGGGCCGGUGACCCAGAGGGGCUUCUACUUAGCCUUCCAGGACGUGGGAGCGUGUAUUGCUCUUGUGUCUGUUAAGGUGUUCUACAAACGCUGCCCAUCGACUUUAAGGAACCUGGCAGCGUUUCCUGACACAGUGCCACAUAUGGACUCCUCCUCUCUGGUGGAGGUUAGGGGUGCUUGUGUGGAGAAUGCAGAAGAGAGAGACACACCCAAACUGUACUGUGGUGCUGACGGAGACUGGCUGGUACCCCUGGGCCGCUGUGUGUGUAGUAUCGGCCACGAGGAGAUAGAUGGCUACUGCAAAGCCUGUAAACCUGGCUUCUUCAAGGCAUAUGCUGGGAACACUAAAUGCACCGAUUGUCCACAACAUAGCUCGAGCCAUGACCAGGCCGCCACCAUCUGCCACUGCGACAAAGGCUUCUAUAGAGCUAUCAAAGACUCCUCUGCCAUCCCUUGUACGAGGACUCCGUCAGCUCCCAGGAAUCUGGUCUCGUUGAUCAAUGACACAGCUCUCUUCUUGCAGUGGAUGCCUCCUAGCGAUACAGGAGGCAGGCAGGACAUCACUUACAACAUCCUGUGCCAGCGCUGUGAGGAAAGAGAUGGCGACAGUGGUGUGGCCCAGUGUGAACCAUGUGGGCCAGACCUGCGGUUCAUCCCGCGGCCGCUUGGUCUGACUGGAACCUCUGUGGCAAUUUUAGAUUUUGCAACACACGCCAACUACACCUUCCAUGUGGAGGCAGCGAAUGGCGUCUCUGGGCUCGGGGUGUCUCCACGCUCGCUGGCGAAUGUUACCGUCAAUACAAACCAAGCCGCAGGACCUGCUGAGGGUACAUUCAGAGAUAAUAGGGAUUUCAACUCUGAAAACAACAUAACGACUUAUUUUGAUUAG